AUGUGAGAUCGAUGCGCAGUUGAUGUCCGAAAAAAGUCGAUCUAUUUGAAUUAUUAAGCGGAUCGUUGAUGCCCACACACGUUAUAUACUAGAAACUGAACGACACUCUUUCCAAAUCAAAAGUCAUGCUUAACGUCACCAACGUUAUUAAAAACUCUUACUUAGUGACGACAAUUUGCGCGCUCUCACCCAUUUUGAUCCCAUCUGUUGGACUUUUUAUUUUAGUUAAAGUAAUGAAAACUUUUCAAAAAGAGCAUGAAACACUUGAAACUCUAUCUGUGUAUGAGAAAAGGCCCGGUCAAGCACAAAGGUUUCUCGCUCGCGUGAACAAGAACUUCAGGUGGCCCACUUCAAUGCCGGAAUACAUUAGAAGGGGUACGUUUAUGGAUAUCACCGACAAUGACGAUGAAGAGUUUGGGUUAGAAGUUGGGCUUAAUUACUUAUUUUUCUACAACGCACUUGACAACGGUGAAUUUGCUGAACAUAAAAAUGAGUGGGUGACAGUACACAAACAGAGAGCAGUACAGUAUGGGCAGAUGUAUGACGAUGAUAGUCUGAGCUACAUUCUUGAAGUUAUGCCUGGCGCUGUCCAACUUCCGGUCGACCAGACAAAACUGCCACGUAAUCCACCGGCGAAGAUGGUGACAGUUCAGCGUGUAAACAAUGGCAACGACUACAAGGUUUGAAUAUGCACUUAAUUAUAUAUUUAGGAUAUUUCAUUAUGAAAUUUAGUACUUUUAAAGAUAUAUCCAUGUACUGUAGUUUCAAGUUAACUUAAAUAAAAUUUUCAAAUAAAGGUCAGGGUUCGUGUCAGAAGACCGAGUGAUGGA
This is a messenger RNA of Rhizophagus irregularis DAOM 181602=DAOM 197198, 830 nucleotides long. The record is from RefSeq and is a predicted model, not a curated record. NCBI's taxonomy places the organism in Eukaryota, Fungi, Glomeromycota, Glomeromycetes, Glomerales, Glomeraceae.